Molecule: messenger RNA, 2897 nt
Organism: Pseudocercospora fijiensis CIRAD86
Lineage: Eukaryota; Fungi; Ascomycota; Dothideomycetes; Mycosphaerellales; Mycosphaerellaceae
Product: glycoside hydrolase family 31 protein
Exons: 3
Coding region: 1-2847 (948 amino acids)
Biological process (GO): carbohydrate metabolic process
Molecular function (GO): hydrolase activity, hydrolyzing O-glycosyl compounds; carbohydrate binding
Source: RefSeq, a predicted model, not a curated record
AUGUUGCAGCAGUUUUUUGCUGGAGCUGUCUUUGCAGCAUCUGCUUCCGCAAGGGCUUUAAUACCCCGACAAGCGACGACUGUAUGCCCAGGAUACUCCGCCAGCAAUGUACAGACACACGACUCCGGAUUGACGGCAUCUUUGUCACUGGCUGGAUCAGCGUGCAAUUCCUAUGGAAAGGACAUUGAGCAUUUGAAGUUGCUGGUGAACUACGACUCGACAAAUCGUUUGCACGUCAAAAUUGAAGACGACCCUUCCGUCGCCUACCAAGUGCCAACUUCCGUCUUUCCAACUCCACAUGCCUCUUCCUCAGUCCCUGCAGACGAGUCUGCACUUCAAUUUGACUGGACAGACACUCCAUUCACAUUCUCCGUCAAGAGACGCAGCAAUGGCGAAGUCUUAUUCGACUCCUCGGCAGCACCUCUAAUCUUCCAAGAUCAAUAUCUCCGUCUGCGGACCAGUCUUCCUGCGAAUCCCAAUCUAUAUGGACUUGGCGAGCACUCGGACAACUUCCGGCUCGAUACCACCAAUAACACGCGCACUCUCUGGAGCCGAGAUUCCUACGGCAUUCCAGCAGGCACAAAUCUGUACGGAAACCACCCAGUAUACUUUGAUCACCGUGGCGCAGACGGAACGCAUGGAGUCUUCCUGCUGUCCAGCUCUGGCAUGGACGUAAAAAUUGACGUGACCGAGACCGGCGAGCAAUUCCUUGAGUACAACCUCAUGUCUGGCAUUCUAGACCUGUAUUUUGUAGCAGGUCCAUCCCCGAUAGAAGUGAGCAAGCAGUACGCGGAGAUAUCCGGGUUUUCAGCAAUGAUGCCCUACUGGGGAUUCGGCUUCCACCAAUGCCGUUAUGGCUACAGAGACUUCUAUGCCAUCGCAGAAGUGAUCGCCAACUACUCCACUGCUAACAUCCCUCUCGAAACGAUGUGGACGGACAUCGACUACAUGUACGAGCGCUACAUCAUGACUACAGACCCCGAUCGUUUCUCACUCCCGAGAGUACGAGACAUUGUCAACUACCUUCACGAGCACGACCAGCAUUACAUUGUCAUGGUGGAUCCAGCAGUGGCGUAUCAGGAGAAGAAAUAUGACGAUCUGCCUUACGAGACAUUCUUGACUGGCCAAGACAACGGCUACUUUUUACAGAAGGAUGGAACUACUUACAAGGGUGUAGUCUGGCCUGGUGUCACCGCUUUCCCUGAUUGGUUUCAUCCAGACGUCCAAGAAUACUGGGACAAGGAAUUCAUCAACUUCUUCAGCGCCGAGACUGGUGUGGACAUUGACGCACUCUGGAUUGACAUGAACGAAGCUGCCAACUUCAAUUAUUUUGGAGACAACCCAGAGGAGACUCAGGAGGAAAGGGGCUUCCCGCCUACUCGACCAGCUUUGCGGUCUCAGCCGAGACCUAUUCCAGGUUUCGGCCCCGAGUUUCAGCCUGGUGCGCAGCCAUACCCACCUGAUGAUUAUGCCUACGCUCCACCAUGGCUAGCUCCAGACAGUAACCCGGGCGAGAACAAAGUAAAGCGAUCCGCCAAGACUCCAGCUGCCACUCCGAAGCGACAGGCGACAACUUCACCUAGUGGAGCCAACGUGAUCGGAUACCCCAAUCGCAAUUAUCUUUCCCCUCCUUACCAGAUCGACAACGAGAACACAUACGAGGACUACGGGGGUCCUUCAAAUUUCACACUUGACACGGAUAUUGUCCAUUACGAUGGCCAUGUCGAGCUCGACGUGCACAAUCUUUAUGGUACCAUGAUGAGUGAAGCAUCGCGUCACGCAAUGCUGGCUCGUCGACCGGAGCGGCGUCCUUUGGUCAUCACUCGUUCCACAUUCGCUGGCGCUGGCCGCAGUGUUGGCAAGUGGCUUGGAGACAAUCUCUCCACAUGGGAGCUGUACCGGAACUCCAUCCAGGGAAUGCUGAACUUCGCAAGCAUUUUCCAGGUGCCGAUGGUUGGGAGUGAUAUCUGUGGCUUUGGCGCAAACACGACCGAGACCUUGUGUGCUCGCUGGGCUACACUUGGCGCUUUCUAUCCUUUCAUGCGCAAUCACAAUGGCGACACUUCGAUCCCGCAGGAGUUCUAUCUCUGGGAGACCGUCGCAGAAGCCGCUCGCGGUGCUCUUGACAUUCGAUACCGAUUGCUAGACUACAUCUACACUGCCAUGCACAAACAGUCACAGGACGGAUCCCCAUUACUCAAUCCACUCUUCUAUCUUUACCCAGAGGACAAGAACACAUUCGGAGUCGAGCUCCAAUUCUUCUACGGCGAUUCCCUGCUGGUGUCUCCCGUGACCGAAGAGAACAAAACGAGCGUGACCAUAUACCUGCCCGAAGACCGUUUCUACAACUGGGGAACCUGGGACACCGUGGAAGGUACAGGGGCCAACAUCACGUUGGAAAAUAUUGGCUUCACUGAAAUUCCACUCAUGGUCAAGGGUGGCUCAUGUAUCCCGGUGAGGAAGUCAUCCGGAUACACCACCACAGAGACCCGCAAACAGCCAUUCGACAUCAUCGUGGCACCUGGCAAAGACGGCAAAGCUAGCGGUUCGCUUUACCUCGAUGACGGCGACAGCGUGGAGCAAACUGCAACUUCGGAAAUCACGUUCACCUAUGAGAACGGUGUGCUGGAUAUUGGCGGCACGUUCGGGUACACGGCUGAGGAUAAUCGUAUAGCCUCGGUCACUGUGUUAGCCGUCCAAGCGAAAGGCGGGCGACCUUCGUGGAGGAGGCGAGGUCAAGGCUGGAAGGAAUGUCGUCAGAAUAACUGGUCUCACGACGGCGAGCGCGGUGUGACGACGGUUGAUAUCAAUCAGCCUCUUGAUGGAGAGCUUUCUGUGAGCCUAUAGCGAUUGACUAGAUCAUGAACUUUUAUGUGAAGUAACCGAAUUGCACACUC